AUGACGAUCUCGUUCAAGCCCUCUACUGUGGACCAGGGAUUCAUUCUCUCGACGCCAGCGUUGAAGAAUCCAGGUGUCUCGGAUGAGGCUUUUCUUCGAAUCCUCCAAUGGCAUCUACCCCGUGAGGUCUUAUCGAAGAUCUUGCCUGACCUGCAAACCUUUGGAUGCGAGGCAAUUUCCGAUGAUACCAACCGUUUGAUUGGAAAUGCAGAGACACAGUUGCCAUACAUCAAGACUCGUAAUGUGUGGGGAGCGCGGUAUGAUACCGACUACCUGAUAACUAGCGAUGGUUGGAAAAAGCUGGGACAAUGGGGGAUUAAGAACGGUGUAGUUGGUCUCGGAUAUGAAGAGGAGUUUGGGCCAUAUCGCAGAGUCGUGCAGCAUGCAUAUAACUAUAUCUUUUCGGCGUCCUCUGCUGCCUAUUCAUGUCCUGUCUCAAUGACCUCGGGGGCUGCACGUCUAGUUCGACAUGAGAUUCAAGAUCUGCCUUCCGAUCAUCCAUUUCAUGAACUCUACGCACGUCUGAUUGCUCGCAAGAACAACUGGAUAUCCGCGCAAUGGAUGACCGAGCGUCCAGGUGGCAGCGAUGUGCGAAACAGCGAGACGGUCGCGGUCUAUUCUCCACUGCAAUCGAAGACUGGUCGCUUUGGUAACAUGGAAGAAGGAGAUUACCUCGUGUCGGGGUUCAAAUUCUUCUGCAGCGCAACCGAUUGUAAUAUUGUUUUGCUUCUUGCGAAGACCGAGUCCGGGGAGUUGUCCCUAUUCGUGGCACCAACAUCUGUCACAGUCACUGAUGCCAGUGGGAAGAAGAAGCAAGUAUCAAAUGGAAUCCGCAUCCAUCGUCUGAAGACCAAGAUGGGCACAAAAGAGCUGCCCACAGCUGAGAUUGAGCUCCAAGACGUCCGCGCCCAUUUAAUCGGCAAGAAAGAUCGCGGCAUCGCAACGAUUGCCUUGCUACUGAACACGACACGCACUCAUAACUUUAUCACGGCUGUUUCUUGUCUGCGUCGCGCCAUGGAUAUUGCCAAAGCCUUUGCCCUUGCUCGCAAGACCAUUGAUCAGCCACUGUGGACGUUCCCAAUGCAUUUGAAUGUGCUUGCUCAGCUGGAAGUAAAGCAUAGAGGCUGGCUCCAGUUAGCUUUCUUCACAUCAUCGCUGCUCGGAUUUGUGGACAACGGGUUUCCUACGCCGCUGCCUGCACAUUACAAUGUUCUCGCUAGAUCUCCCGCCACAGCAACAAUUGUUCUGCGGGCUCUGACGUCUACAUCCAAAGCCGUGAUCUGCAAAUCAUCCACAUUAGCAUUCCAAGAAUGCCAGGAAGCAAUGGGGGGUGUUGGAUAUAUGGAUGAGCCUGAAGAACCUGAGUUGAAUGUGAGCCGGCUAUGGCGCGACACAGCUAGCAACAGUGUCUGGGAGGGAACCACGAAUGUUCUCGCCAGCGAGACAGUGAGGCACCUGACGAAUCACCGCAACUUGGAUGCCUUCAGUGCCUGGGUCAACGAUUCUCUCGACCAUAUAACUGACAAUAAACUAAGAACCACUCUACAGAAUGUCUGGGUAGCUCUAGAGAAAAAGCUCGCAGCUGGUCAAGAUAGUCGUCGCCUGGCAGGUGUUCUCGGAGUUGGUCGUCAGAUAAUGUUCACUCUUGCGUGGGUGAUCAGUGGUGUAUUGCUCGCCAUGGAUGCUCAACGAGAUGGUGACGAGAUUGCCUCUGAGGUAGCUCAAAGAUGGGUCCUUGAUGGCCAAGGUGUACCAGCAGAAUUCGCAUUUGCGGAACUUCUAUAUCAGCGCCCUGCAGCCCAGCCUCGGGUUACGAGUGACCAAUGCCGGACUAUUUGGGACUGUCGCAUUGUUUGGGGAACUGACCUUCCGAUGGACUCGUCGACAGGAUAUCGGGCUAAGAUUUGA
This is a messenger RNA of Penicillium nucicola, 1908 nucleotides long. RefSeq lists its product as uncharacterized. The record is from RefSeq and is a predicted model, not a curated record. The transcript is spliced from 5 exons. Lineage: Eukaryota; Fungi; Ascomycota; Eurotiomycetes; Eurotiales; Aspergillaceae. Bases 1 to 1908 code for a protein of 635 amino acids. Gene Ontology annotation, molecular function: oxidoreductase activity, acting on the CH-CH group of donors.